AUGGGAAUGAAUCGGCACGGAAAGGAAAAUACAGGAAUGGAGGGUAGUGGAAUCAUUUAUUCAAAUAAUGAUAGCAGAGAGAUAUGGGAAUACUUUUUAAUGGCUAUGGAUAUGUAUGGAUUUGCUACUGGCUGGCUGGAUCUGAGGAGGCUCAAUAUCAGGAUGGGAGAAGUGGACAGUGAGCGUGCGAGUUUGUUUGCAUUAACGGAGCGUGGCAUUUUUUUGGGAGACGGUAAUUAUGAUGAUGAUGAUAAGAUAGAUGGGUGGGUGGGUGGAUAA
Molecule: messenger RNA, 279 nt
Organism: Botrytis fragariae
Lineage: Eukaryota; Fungi; Ascomycota; Leotiomycetes; Helotiales; Sclerotiniaceae
Exons: 2
Coding region: 1-279 (92 amino acids)
Source: RefSeq, a predicted model, not a curated record